AUGUCCGGUGGACUGGAUCCGUUUUUGCUUCCACUCACGUUUAUCUUUUUCACUGCUUCGACAAUAGGAAUCGUGGGCAACACUAUUAUGAUUAUAGUAACCUUCAAAGCAAAGAGAACGAAAUCACCAUGCCACAUAAUGAUAGCCUUGACAUGUGUAGCAGAUCUCACCCACGAAGUGGGACAAUACCCAUUCGUCUAUCACUUCUACAGAAACGCCACGAUGAUUCAUUCAAACUGUUUUUGGCUGCAACUGAUUCCUAUGAUUGGAGCAUCUAUUGGAAGUCCUCUACUAUUAUGCCUGGGUCUAGAUCGCCUUAUUGCUGUGCGAUUUCCUUCCAGAUAUCGUUUUUUGCAAAUGGUGCCGUAUCGAUAUGUACUAUGCUCUGUAUCAGUACCUCUGGUAUACAGCUUAUACUUAGUCACGCUGGCAUUCUUGACUAAAGACCAAUCACUCGUUCAAUGUGCAGUACCUCAAAGCUUUGGUGUUGUGUCUUUCGAGAAGCUGAAUCAGAUUGGUGUUGGAGUGAAUGUUGGCAUAAUCGUAGUUUACGGUUUGACGUUUUAUCUACUCAAAAGGAGCAGCGCCAGUUCAAAAAUGAAGACGGUCUUCAAGUCCAUAGGCGUGACAGUGAUCAUUGUUAUAUGCGGAUGGUUACUCACUUUCAUGGCCAAUACUUUGGCUCCAGUCUUCACAAAAGAUCCCUACACAACAAUGGUGAUCAAUAUGUAUGCUGGUGUCUCAGUGAAUCUUGGACUUGCUUCGAACGUCUUUGUCUAUUACGCUAUCAAGCGAACAAAGUCACCAUGCCACAUAAUGAUCGCAUUGACGUGUGCUGCAGAUCUCAUCCACGAAUUGGGGCAGUUUCCUUUCGUCUAUCACUUCUACAGAAGCGCCACGAUGAUUCAUUCGAACUGUUUUUGGUUACAAAUGAUCCCUAUGUUUGGAGCAUGUGUUGGAAGUCCAUUUCUGUUAUCACUCGGUAUGGAUCGCCUUAUCGCCGUACGCUUUCCUUCCAGCCUCGUCCAAUGCUCAAUACCUGAGAGCUUUGGAGUUGUGGCUUUCGACAAGCUGAACCAGAUUGGAGUUGGUGUGAAUAUUGCGAUAAUCGUAGUUUAUGGCUUAACGUUUUAUCUGCUCAGAAGUAGCAGCGCCAUUGUGGCUUUCGACAAGCUGAAUCAGAUUGGAGUCGGAGUGAAUGUUGCGAUAAUCGUAGUUUAUGGUUUAACGUUUUAUUUGCUCAGAAGUAGCAGCGCCAGUUCAAAAAUGAAAUCGGUCUUCAAGUCUAUAGGAGUGACAGUGAUCAUUGUUAUAUGCUCAUGGUUACUCGCCUUCAUGGCCAAUACUCUGGCUACAAUUUUCUCAAAUGAUCUCUACACAACGGUUGUAAUCAAUCUGUAUGCUGGUGUCCCAGUGAAUCUUGGACUUGCAUCGAACGUCUUUGUCUAUUACGCUAUCAAUACCGAGUAUCGUGAAGUCAUCAAACAGAUGUUCGGAUGUAUUGGUGGCAAUACGUCGAAAAGGGGACCAGAAGUCAGUACAAUGCAUGGGCUUGCCUCAAGGUCCACCAAGUCAACCGGUAUCGUCUCAGUGCAUAAUUAA
Haemonchus placei is the source of this 1602-nucleotide messenger RNA. Lineage: Eukaryota; Metazoa; Nematoda; Chromadorea; Rhabditida; Trichostrongylidae. The record is from the annotation of a GenBank genome assembly.